Ziziphus jujuba (common jujube) is the source of this 1219-nucleotide messenger RNA. Its product is annotated as protein RER1A-like. The coding region runs from base 119 to 733 and encodes 204 amino acids. The record is from RefSeq and is a predicted model, not a curated record. Gene Ontology annotation, cellular component: Golgi membrane. The transcript has 3 exons. Gene Ontology annotation, biological process: retrograde vesicle-mediated transport, Golgi to endoplasmic reticulum; protein retention in ER lumen. NCBI's taxonomy places the organism in Eukaryota, Viridiplantae, Streptophyta, Magnoliopsida, Rosales, Rhamnaceae.
CACGCAUCUGCACCUCAGCCUCUUUAACCCCAACCAAUAGAGAGAGAGAGAGAGAACGCUAACGAAGACACACUCAUCGGAAAAAGGUCAAACUAGUGGUGGGUCCCGAUUUCCACAAAUGGACAACGGAGCGGCGGGCGUGGGUCUCGCCGCCGAGGAGCUCUCGUCGUCGUCCCCGAUGGCGGCGUUAACGGGGUGGACCUACGGCGUUUCCAGGCGGUACCAGCACUUGCUCGACAAGUCGACGCCGCACAUGCUCCGCCGCUGGAUCGCGACCCUGGUCGUGGCCUUCAUCUACGUGGUCCGCGUGUAUUUCGUCCAAGGGUUCUACAUCGUCUCCUAUGGCCUCGGGAUCUACAUCCUCAACCUCCUCAUCGGCUUUCUCUCUCCUCAGGUGGACCCCGACAUCCAUGAACUCUCCGAUGGGCCUUCGCUCCCUACCAGAGGAUCCGAUGAGUUUCGACCCUUCGUCCGUCGUCUUCCUGAAUUCAAGUUCUGGUACUCUAUAACGAAGGCCUUUUGCAUUGCUUUCGUGAUGACGUUCUUCAGUGCAUUUGAUGUACCUGUAUUCUGGCCCAUACUUCUUUUCUACUGGGUGGUAUUGUUUGUGAUGACUAUGAGGAGACAAAUAUCACACAUGAUUAAGUACAAAUACGUACCAUUCUCCUUUGGGAAACAGCGAUACGAUGGAAAGCGAUCAUCUUCGACUGACAGCACAAGCCUACCUUCAUAAGGAUUUGAGCUCAUCAAGUAGUUUGCAUAUGUCCUCCUUUAAGUCCCGAUCCUGGGUGACAAAUAAUUUUGCAAUGUUAUGUUAGACACUAAACUUUAAGAAGAUUGGUGGUAGAGAAAGCCGUCUUGAGGGAUACUUUGGGCACCUUGGUAAUUGUCAAUUUCCCUGGAAUUCGUAUGAUCAAGCAUUUGAAGAUCAAGUGGUUGCUGACGCCCUCUUCUUUUUGCUUAUUAGUUUAGUUUGGGAAAUCCAUUUGUAUAGAACAGACCUGCCUUUUUUAGGCUGAAUAAUUUAUCCAGUGACAUGUACUUUUCAAACUUGUAGUGGGUAAUGUCCACUAUACUGUGCAACUGGCUUUACCUCAGGUUUAGUUUUCAGUUGUAUUUUUCUUUUUGCUGUUUACCUGAAAUUGGGCUCAGUGCAGCUUUUAUGGAAUUGAUUCGGAAGUCAUUUAUAUGGAUUAUUCAUCUCUUAUUUCCUGCUUUA